Rubroshorea leprosula is the source of this 3410-nucleotide messenger RNA. The record is from the annotation of a GenBank genome assembly. Lineage: Eukaryota; Viridiplantae; Streptophyta; Magnoliopsida; Malvales; Dipterocarpaceae.
AAAACACCUCUACUUGAAAAAUCAAACUUAACAUGGCAUUUUACAUUCGCAUUUCCAUGGAGUUAUUAACAUGGGCUUCCUUAUUUUUCUACUCUACAAUUUGUAUUGGCACUGGCAGCACAUUUGUGGCCGGGGCGACAACAGAGGCACCAGCUCUGUGGAAGAGUGGGUGGUGGAAUGCCUCCAUCAACAACGUUGUAGACCAUUGUAGCUGGCCUGGUAUAACAUGCAACGGUGCUGGGAGCAUUAUCGAGAUUAGUCCACCUGAUUUUAGUGUGGGAGGGAAGUUUGGAAAAAUGAACUUCUCUUCCUUCCCCAAUCUUGUUCGCCUUAAUCUUAGCCAUCAAGGACUCUAUGGGAGCAUCCCACCUCAAAUUGGUGAUCUUACAAGACUCGAGCACCUUAAUCUGUCCAACAACAAUCUAACAGGUACAUUGCCUUCUUCACUUGGAAAUCUCACUCAAUUACGGAUGCUUGACGUAUCUUUCAAUUACAUAAACUCCAUCUCCCCAAAAUUCAGGAGUUUGAAGAAUCUUGUUUCUUUGAACUUGACUUGGAACAACCUCAAUGCAUCCACUGCUCCAAUUAUAGGCCUUCCCACUAAUCUUUCCCACUUGGAGUUGGCCGGAAAUCCUUUUAAUUGUAGAAUCCCUCCAGAAAUAUGGAACUUGAAGAGUCUUGUAGCCUUAGACAUGAGCGAUUGCUCCCUCAAUGGUCCAAUCUCUUCCAACAUCAGUCAUUUAACCAAUCUGGUUUCUUUGUCUCUUGCAUACAAUCAAAUCAAUGGAUCCAUACCUUCAGAAAUAUGGAACUUGAAGAGUCUUGUAGCCUUAGACAUGAGCGUUUGCUCCCUCAAUGGUCCAAUCUCUUCCAACAUCAGUCAUUUAACCAAUCUGGUUUCUUUGUCUCUUGCAAACAAUCAAAUCAAUGGAUCCAUACCUUCAGAAAUGGGAAAUUUAAAGAACUUGGUUUCUCUGGAUCUAUCUGAAAACUUGUUUGUGGGUCUAAUACCAUCUCUUCUUGGACAAUUAACCAGUUUGACAUUUCUAGAUCUCAGUUUUAAUUUGUUUAGUGGCUCCAUCCCUCCAGAAUUUGGGGAAUUGAUGAAUCUCACUGAUCUCCGCAUGAAUUACUGCGGACUUGUUGGUUCGCUCCCUCCAACUUUGGGUCAAUUGACAAAUUUGAGAUACUUGUUUCUUUAUGAGAAUCAAAUCAAUGGCUCCAUCCCUUCGGAAUUGACAAACCUUAAGAACUUGAUUUGUUUGUAUCUUUUGCAAAACAGUUUAGAGGGCACAAUCCCACCAUCUUUGAGUCUCUUGUCCAAUUUGAGGAUCCUGAACCUUAGAACAAAUUCUUUUGAGGGCUCCAUCUCGCCAAACAUAGGAAAUCUAAGUCAAAUCCCUCCAUCUCUGGGUCUCUUGUCCAAUUUGUUAGUUUUGAAUCUUAGUUCAAACAACUUGGAUGGUUCUAUCCCUCAAACUUUAGGAAGUCUAUAUAAUUUGUGGGAUUUGGAUCUUAGUAAAAACAAAAUAACUGGUCAUGUCCCUUCAUCUCUAUCUCAUUUGUCUAAUUUGUACGAUUUGAAUCUUGGUUCAAAUAAUUUACAAGGUUUCAUUCCUUCUGAAAUGGGAAAUAUGACUAGUCUAUCUUCGUUGAAUCUUAGUACUAACAAUUUCACUGGUUCAAUUCCUUUCACCAUAUUUCAUUUACCCAAUCUGCGAACAUUGUGUCUUGAUUCAAAUCUUUUAGAAGGUUCAAUACCCAAAGAGAUUGGGCAUUUGAAAUCUUUGCAGUAUUUGGACCUUUCUCGAAAUAAAUUGUGUGGACACCUCCCAACACAGCUUGAGAAUUGCUCCCUUUUAAAAGAACUGCAUUUGAGCGACAAUUCCUUGGGUGGAGACCUCCCAUCUGAAAUAGGAAACAUGAAGAAUCUAUAUAUUUUAGAUCUUAGUGCUAACAAUUUCAUUGGUCCUAUUCCUUCCACUCUAGGCCCAAUCCCAGAAACUUUGGCUCAUUUUCCAAACAACUCUUUUAUAGCAAACCCAGGUUUAUAUGGUUAUCCUGUUAGCAGGGCCACUACUUGGCCUUCUCCUUUCACUCAACAUAGAAAAAAUUCCAACAAAGUGAUGAGACAUAUUAAAAUUAUUCUUCUUAGCACCAUUUCUCUUGUGUUGGUAUCUCUGGCAUUGUUGUUACUUUCUCGAAGAAUAAAUGGAGCAAAAAGUAAGGAAGCAAUUCUAAGUCCAACGAAAAAUGGGGAUAUGUUCUCGAUAUGGAACUUUGAUGGGAGGGUUGCAUUUGAUGACAUUAUUGCAGCAACUGAAGAUUUCGACAUUCGAUAUUGCAUUGGUACUGGUGGCUAUGGUAGUGUUUACAAGGCACAAUUGCCAAAUGGCAAAGUAGUUGCCUUAAAAAAACUUCAUCGGAGGGAAUCAGAGGUACCCACUUUUGACAGGAGUUUUAGGAAUGAAGCUAAGAUGUUGACAGAAAUACGACAUAAGAAUAUUGUCAAGCUUCAUGGGUUCUGUCUGCAUAGACAAUGCAUGUUUUUGAUCUAUGAAUACAUGGAAAAAGGAAGCUUGUUUUGUGUUCUUAGAUAUGAUGCUGAAGCUGUGGAAUUGGACUGGAUGAAAAGGGUGAAUGUCAUAAAAAACACAGCACAUGCUUUGUGCUACCUUCACCAUGACUGUAUCCCACCUAUCCUUCAUCGAGACAUAUCAAGCAACAACAUUCUGUUAAACUCGAAGUUAGAGGCUUUUGUUUCUGACUUUGGAAAUGCUAGACUUUUGGAUCCUGAUUCAUCUAAUCAUACCACACUUGCUGGCACCUAUGGUUAUAUCGCCCCAGAGCUUGCCUAUACAAUGGUUGUGACUGAGAAAUGUGAUGUUUAUAUCUUUGGGGUUGUAGCAUUGGAAGUACUAAUGGGAAGACAUCCUAGAGAACUGUUGACAUUGUUAUCAAAACCAUAUUCUUUGCAAAAUGUGAUGCUAAGUGAUGUAUUGGACACACGUCUAUCGCCUCCAAGAACCAGAAAUGUUAUCCAAAGUAUUGUUGUUGCUGCCAUGCUUGCAUUGGCUUGCUUGCAUGCAAAACCCAAGUCCAGACCAACAAUGAAAUAUGUGUCUCAACAAUUUGUUGCCUGCCAAAAACAGCUUUUGAAGCCUAUUUCAACUAUUUCUUUGUUGGAACUUGUAAGUUCCGAUUUGGGGAUGGAAAAUGGAAGGGAACCUCAACCGGAAAUUGCAUUAGAACUUGCAAAACUAAAUACUGAUUUGGGGAUGGAAAAUGAGAGAGAACCUCAUUCAGAAGUUUCAUGUCAUCUAGAUGAGUUCCAUGGUUCUUCCUCAAAUUAGAUUCAACCGAGUUUCCUUGUCCUUUUUUUUUUAAAAAAAUAAAUCUGUUUGUCUAUU